CAUCGGUGCAUCAGCAUCCUUAACACCUUACGCUCCUCUCCUUUCCUCUCUCUCUCUCUACUGUCAGUCUUUUCUCCUGUGUUGGCUUCCAAAUCCAUUGCCAUCAAGAAAUGCUGUUACUCUGAUUCUCCAAAAUUCCAUCUAAAGGUCUCGAAGUUUCUUUCACAGAGGAAAAAUGGCGAUUCCCGAGUUAAUUUUGCUUUCUCUCCUUGCCCUUCUCUUGAUCUCACCGACGGAAUUGUUGGCGGUGACAGCGACGGCGGCUACAAACAGCAAAGACCAUAUCACAUCCAUCCACUUGUCGAAGGAGACUACGAGAUCGACCUUGGCUGUGAAAAGGAAAGAUCAGAUUGCAUGCACAAUGUGCUCCGCCUGCGACAACCCCUGCAACCCAGUCUACUCUCCGCCACCUCCAUCUCCUCCUCCGCCGUCCCCACCACCACCCUCCUCAUCCAGCUCUGAUUGCCCACCACCACCGUCACCGCCCAGUUCCGGUUCCGGUGGUACCUACUACUACUCGCCACCACCUCCCUCUCAGCCCACGACCGGCGGUGGAAGCUACAGCUAUCCUCCGCCGCCGCCAUCAGGUGGGGCCAUAGGCGGCAGUGUCUAUCCUCCUCCGAAGAGUUACUACCCAGCACCACCGCCUCCGAACCCAAUUGUGCCGUACUUUCCUUUCUACUUUCAUUACCCUCCUCCGCCUCCUGGCUCCUCAAAUUCCGUCCAAUUGAAAGCUCCCGUUGUAUUGUCAACUUCACUCAUUCUUCUCUUUCUGUGUUUUUCCUUUUAGAAGAUCCCACUGCAAAGAAUAAUUCGUAGAAUUGCAGAUCUACAAAUCAGUCAAUUAGAAGAGAAAGUCACAGAGAGAGAGAGACACACACACACACACAGAGAGCUUAGUGUUUAUUGGGGGAAAUGCUUUUCUCUAUCCGAUGGUGCCAUUCAAGGACGACGAGAAUGAAGAAGGACAAGAAGGGUUUCGUUUCACGAAGCAGGAAUUAACUGCCUCCACCUCUGUAGCCCAAUUGUCUCCUCUGCUCUGUUCUCAUUCUUGCUGGGGCUGUAGAAUGAUUUGUAAUUUCCUGGUAAAAUUGUUGUUUUUUCCCACUCCGUUUCUCAUUAAUGUGAUUAGAAAUAAGUUAUUUAGCGAUUCUUGUUGAAGUUCUUGGCAAAAACACAUAAUUGAAGUAAUCUACUUCACUUUUAGUUCCUUAAA
Molecule: messenger RNA, 1216 nt
Organism: Macadamia integrifolia
Lineage: Eukaryota; Viridiplantae; Streptophyta; Magnoliopsida; Proteales; Proteaceae
Product: wiskott-Aldrich syndrome protein family member 2-like
Exons: 1
Coding region: 176-790 (204 amino acids)
Source: RefSeq, a predicted model, not a curated record